Messenger RNA from Rhineura floridana, 3246 nucleotides. It is a transcript of the gene ASPHD2, whose product is annotated as aspartate beta-hydroxylase domain containing 2. The transcript has 5 exons. Bases 1167 to 2198 code for a protein of 343 amino acids. The record is from RefSeq and is a predicted model, not a curated record. NCBI's taxonomy places the organism in Eukaryota, Metazoa, Chordata, Lepidosauria, Squamata, Rhineuridae.
AGGCCUCGCCGAGCGCGCCUGGAUUGCGCCCCGGGUGGCGGCAGGGAACGAGGGGGAGCGGCGCAGACCUCCUCCCCUGCGCCGGGGCGGGCCGCCGGCUUGGGCAGCCCCUCCCGUGCCUUCGCCGGGCGGGCUGCUGGGAGUUGUGGUCCGCGCAUCCGAGCCGCCGGCGCUGGAGAGCUUCGCCGUGAGGCCGGCCGGCAAGCGGGAAACCCGAGCAGCAGGCUGGCGUCGGAGGAAGCAGAGCAGAGGCGGGUCUCCGGCGCCCGCGCCCCAUCCCGGCCUCCGCGCCGGGUCCCUCCGCAGGCCCGGCUUAGCUGGACGCGCCCGCGAGCAGCGCCUGCCCUCGCCGGCGCAUCCGGAGGACCCGGAGCGUGAGGGCCAGGCGGGGCCUCCCGGGAAGGCAGCGGGCGGCGGCGGCAGCAGCAACGCCCUCCUCUCCCUGGAGUGCUCUUGGCCCCGAUCCUGGAACGUGGGGACGCAAGGACGGCGCUCUGCACAUGCUCGAAGGUUCUCCCUUUCCCACAAUCUGGGACCGGCUGGGUGGGGUCGGAUGAGGAGCCCCCACAGCAGUUCCAUGGUAUGCACAAAGCUCUCCUCCAGCACCACAUUUCAAAUCCUUCAUGCUGAGAACAGACUGAAGAACUGAGACCUGGAUGGGAUUUUUGUGGAAUGAGUACACACUUACUGUGCACCAGUUUAAUUUGGGGAACAAACGAAGGAGAGCAAUGCAGUUUUGGGGGAGCGCAAGUCCACAAGAGCCAAACACUCUGACCUUGGUAACUGCUAUAUCACAGAAGUGAAUCGACCCCCCAGGUCUAGAAUUCCCAGGGGCUUCAUGGCACUCUGGCUUGAAACUGGUUUGGGUGUAUUCACGGAAAGGCACUGUCUGAGCCGGGCAGCUUCUCCACUGUGCACUGGGAUUCUUGUGUCCUCAGAACCCACCUUUCAGAGUGACAUUCCUGAUGCUGGAAUUGGGGGGCAAUCAUAGUGCCACCUUCCCCACGGAUGCCUUGCUCCAGGAUUCCGUGGCAUUGCUCACCUAUGGCUGGCUUCUCUCCACUUGCCCAUGCCAGCCCGCCUUUGGGUUUGGGCGCCUGUGGGGAUCUUGAAGACUGACCACUUGGCUCUCCUCUGCAUGCCCUAGAAGACCCUCACCCCCUAAAAUGUCUCUGGAGUGGCUCAUGGGCUGGAGCGGGUCACUAGACCAGCUCAGGGACUUCAUUGGCAGUGGGAUCCAAUCUGUGCGGGACUGUGACACCACCGCCCUCAGCACCGUGGCCUUCCUCCUUGCCAUGUUUCUGUGGUACUGUUACCACGUUGGGCGAGAGCAGCCCCGGACGUACGUGACGGUGAACUCCUUCAUCCCGGGCAUGGAUGCCGAUGGCCUGCAGAAGGGCUUCACCCACUGCCAUUCCCCAGAGUGCAUCCGCUGCUCCCGCACCGAUGGUCUGAACCAGAAACUCUACCACAACCUGCAGGAGUACGCCAAGCGCUACUCCUGGUCCGGGAUGGGCCGCAUCCGCAAAGGGAUCCGGGAGCAGGGCCGCUACCUGAGCAGCCGCUCCUCCAUCCAGAAGCCAGAAGUCUUUUUCCUGCCUGACUUGCCUACCACCCCGUACUUCUCCCGGGAUGCCCAGAAGCACGACGUAGAGCUGCUGGAGCGGAAUUUCCAGACCAUCGUGUGCGAGUUUGAGGCCCUCUACAAAGCCUUCUCCAACUGCAGCUUGCCCCAGGGCUGGAAGGCCAACAGCACUCCCAGCGGCGAGUGGCUGACCUUCUACCUGGUCAACCAGGGCACCUGUGUGCCCCGGAACUGCCGGAAGUGCCCCCGGACAUACCGCCUGCUGAGUAGCCUCCGCACCUGCGUCGGCAACAACGUCUUUGGGAAUGCCUGCAUCUCUGUCCUGAGCCCGGGCACCGUUAUCGCUGAGCACUAUGGCCCCACCAACAUCCGCAUCCGCUGCCACCUGGGCCUGAAGACCCCCAGCAAUUGCGAGCUGGUUGUGGGAGGGGAGCCCCAGUGCUGGGCGGAAGGGCGCUGCCUGCUCUUCGACGACUCCUUCCUGCACACGGCAUUCCACGGAGGUCUGCCCGAGGAAGGCCCCCGGGCCGUAUUCAUGGUGGACCUCUGGCACCCAAAUGUCGCUGCUGCGGAGCGCCAGGCCCUUGACUUUAUCUUUGCUCCGGGACGAUGAUAUGGCUUCCCUUGACAUAGCAAGCUGGAGGGCAGUCAAAUGGCAUGGUUGGGGGGGCCCCUGAACCUGGUGCCUCCUCCCCACAGAGAUUGCCUGCCCUGAGGUGUGCGUGCAUGCGCACAUGCACACUGCUCACAGGCUCUUUGUGCAGAUUUUUAUACCUGGAAACGUCCACCUUGCAGUCUCCUCCUUCCUCUCCUUUGCUUGGGGGAAAGGAGUGGCUACUGCCCUCCACUCCCCGCCCGUUUCCACUCUGCGUUUAGGCAGUGCCGCUGUUGUGUGUGUUAACGUUGCUGUUUUGCAGUGUCCAGAUCUUAGAUUCUACCAACCCCAGGGUGCUCUUGAUGAAUGUAGCUGUGUCAACUGUUUGCCGUUCUCUUUAAAGACAAAAGCAUCCCUUUGGCCUACCCGAAGAACACAAGGAAAACUCAAGAGGGACGGGAGGGUGGCUCAGUAGGACACUGUCCUUGCUCCUGCAGUGAGGGGCUGGGAUGGCCUAAAAGCCCCCCCCCGGUCUGUUUUUCCCCAUUUACUGCAAGAAAGCAGGUCUCCUGCGCCAUUCCGGCCGCAGCCGCUGAGAGCAGACUGAGGUGAGGGAACAGUGCCCCCCAGCAUGGGGGCAAGUCAUGUGGGAGCCCAGGCCCCUUUUCUCAAGCUUUGCAUCUGCUUGCGUGUGCCUUCUCAUCCCUUUGGCCCCUGCUUUCUGCUUUCGGCUCAGGGCAAGCAUCCAGCACCCGCUUGGCCUUCUUUGGAGGAAGUGGCAGCAGUGGAGGCGAGAGGAGGGCUGGCCUUCUGGAGCUCCCGCCGCAUGGGACCAGCUCCGCAGGCAAGAGGCGGCUGUUCAGCCAGUUGGAACUUCCAUUGCAGCACCAUCUUUGCAUGGGGGAGAGCGACAGCCACGCAUCGUUUCCUCUGCACCCCUUCCCAAGCUGAGAGAGUAGCCGGAGGAAGUUUUACAGCGCAGGCAAGGGGGUUCAGCUCAGCGCGUGAUGGCCCGGUAGUAUUUGUGCCAGCAACUGCCACCAAUAAAACAGUUGUGCUGACCGUU